AUGAGGGGGGUUGGUGGGGGUACUUUGAUCCGAAAAAUAUUUCAAUCCAAACACACACGUUUAGCAACCAAACCACAUGAGUCAUCAUCCUUCUCCUUCAUUCAAAUCAACUCUGACGAACUCCGGUCAUUCUACGACGGGUUCUUGGGCAUCGGCAGGCCGGACGAUGAAGCAAAUGGGUCGAUGAUCUCAAUCGCCGACUCGUACAGGAACGGGUACAUCGAGUACGAUGAAUUCCAGAGGGAAUUGAACAGAAGGAAUGGUAAUGGAAGAUUCUACGUGGGUAUUAUUGAGGACGCUUUUUGGGUCAUGGACAAGAUGGGUAUUAUUGAGGAGGCUUUUUGGGUCAUGGACAAGGAUAUAUGGGGAUGGGGAAGGUGGGCCACAAAGAUCUGA
Messenger RNA from Striga asiatica, 396 nucleotides. NCBI's taxonomy places the organism in Eukaryota, Viridiplantae, Streptophyta, Magnoliopsida, Lamiales, Orobanchaceae. The record is from the annotation of a GenBank genome assembly.